CCCAGCAUGAGCCUACAGUAAGAUGUCGUUGCUGCCUGUGUAUAACAACAUAGUGUUGCAGCUGCUUCAUUCUCUGCAGCCCAGUUAUUUGUAAAAGUUCUUUUAGAUUCUACCCACUCACUCCCGUAUGGUUUGGAACUCUUCUCUCUAGUGCUCUCUCUUUUUUCCCCUUCAAUCACUCUCUGCCUCAACUAUAUUUGAUUCAAUUGACGAGAGAUUUUAUAGUGUUGCAAGCAGUGUUGCAACUGUGACUCUAGCUUCAGAUUCGUUAGUUGUUCCUCAUCGGGAUCAGAAGACUUGCAGUUCCCAAGAGCUUUCCUUUGCAAAUCUUUGUUCAAUAAGGAAACAGGAAUUCUGAGAUCAUGGAAGAAAUCAUUGAAGAAACUUUCUGCCUUAAAGCAUGCAAUCAAAUUCAUGAGAUUGGUGCAUUGAGAGAUAAUCUUGUGGAAGAAGCUGAUGCUCAAGAAAGGGGGAACGAACCUUAUAUUGAUGAGCAACCCAGUUAUUUCCCACCAGAACUGGUCGGUCAUCUUCCAAAGAAUUCGAAUAUAUUGUAUCAUUACUACUUAAUGGAGCUGGAGCAGAAAUUUGUUUACGAUAUUCCAGUUCAUGAUAUUGUGCUUGUCCUGCGAAAUAGGCUAGAAGCUGAACUUGGAAGCUUGCAUUUUGACUUGGAUGUUGACAGGGAUCGUUUGACAGUGAACUUUAAAUAUGUAGGAGUGAUUAAUCUUAGCACAGAUCAGGUCCUUUUGUGUAGAAGGUUUCAGAAAACUCUUUUAAGAGUUCUUAUUCAUCAUGAUUUGAAAAGUUUAAACGAGCGUAUGGAUGGAGAUAUUUUGGGAGCUGAGACCGAUUAUCUUUUGCUCCCAGCCACUGCAAAGCAUCAGAGACCUGAGAUCAUUGAUUGGCCUUGCGUUAAUUCUGUGCUAUUUUCGUGUAAGAAGAAUGUUGAAUCUCACUUGAAUUGUUCUUUACCCGAGGGUUGUGCUCGUAUUGUACAAACCAAAGAUGGUCCUGUAUGCACUUGCCUGCUUCAGAAUUCUUUGGUGUACACCCCUCACACUGAUCAGAUGUAUUGCACAACUGGGAUUUUGGAAUUGAAUGCAAACUCACGUCGUGGCAAAAUCAAUUCUUACAAGAAAUACUAUGAAGAACGGCAUGGAAUCAAGCUGUGUUUUGAGCACGAAUCCUUGGUUAGAGGGAGACCCAUUUUUCGGGUGAAAAAUUACCUUCAAAGAUGCAGAAAUCAGAUAGAGAAAGAAUCAAGUAUGCCGUCGGUUGAAUUGCCUCCGGAGCUUUGUUCUAUAGUUAUGUCACCGAUAUCAAUCAAUACAUUUUAUUCUUUCUCAUUUGUUCCUUCAAUCAUGCACCGGCUUGAGUCUUUGCUUAUAGCUGCCAACUUAAAAAUGAUGCAUUUGGAUCAUUGCAAUCAGAAUGAUGUUCUUCCAAUCUCCAAGGUCUUGGAAGCAAUUACUACAAAGAAAUGCCAAGAGACAUUUGACUCGGAAUCCUUAGAAACGCUGGGAGAUUCAUUUCUCAAAUAUGCUGUGAGUCAACAACUUUUCAAGACCUGUCAAGAUCAACCGGAGGGUGUGCUUACUUCGAAGAAAGAAAAAAUAAUUUCAAAUGCAGCUCUUUGCGAGUUUGGAUGUUACCGCAAACUUCCGGGAUUUAUUCGAGAUGAGUCCUUCGAUCCGGAAAGGUGGAUCAUUCCGGAUGAUAGAUCGGGUAGUGCAUUAAGUGAGGAGAUACUUUUUAAUACGAGAAAAAUCUAUAUUAGGGAAACUAGGAAGAUGGAAAGUGAAACUGUUGCUGAUGUUGUGGAGGCACUAAUCGGUGCAUUUCUUAGCAUAUGUGGUGAAACAUCAGCCUUGCUAUUUAUGGAUUGGUUGGGUAUAAAGGUAGAUUUUCACGUUACACCAUAUGAGAGACACUUCCAAAUACACGCCGAGAACUUUGUAAAUGUCAGACAUUUGGAGUCCCUAUUAAACUACUCAUUUCGUGAUCCUUCUUUGUUAGUGGAAGCAUUGAUCCAUGGUUCUUACAUGCUUCCAGAGAUUCCAAGAUGUAAUUAUCAGCGACUUGAAUUUCUUGGGGACUCAGUUUUGGAUUAUCUCAUUACCAAGCAUUUCUAUUGUAAAUAUCCUGGGUUGUCACCAGAGCUGCUAACUGACAUGAGAUUGGCUUCUGUGAAUGAUGAUUGUUAUGCACGAUCUGCAGUCAAGUGGGAACUGCACAAAGACAUCGUCCAUGCCUCACAAGAACUCAACAAGCAGAUAGUUGAAACUAUUAACAAUUUUGAGAAGUUAUCAUCAGAAUCAACUUUUGGAUGGGACUCCGAGACAACUUUCCCCAAGGUACUUGGUGAUAUUAUAGAGUCUCUAGCAGGUGCCAUUCUUGUUGAUUCUGGAUACAAUAAGGAGAUCGUCUUUGGUAGUAUAAGGCCUCUUUUAGAGCCUCUGAUCACACCUGAAACGCCAAUGUCUCAUCCUGUAAAGGAGUUGACUGAACUAUGCCAAAAAGAGCAUUACAAAAUGGAAGAGACAAACAAGAACCGCAACGACAACGAGGGUCGUAGUUCCAUUACAGUAAAAGUAGAUGCUAAAGGUCUCCCAUUCGAGUAUACAGCUAUAGCUGCCAACCGAAAAACAGCAAGAAAAUUAGCUUAUAAAGAAGUUUUGAAGUCCUUGAAGGAAUCCAAGGCCUUUUCUGGCUUUUCGGCUUCUCAUUCUGAGCUUUCUAGUUGUUUUGAGCUUUUUGGAACUACACAAAUGGACACAAGGACAACAUCAACAGGGUUUAAAGCGGUUGCAAAGAGGAAGCCUGUGUUCAUCAAGGUGGACCAGCUGACACCCGGCACACAAGGCCACACCCUUGUUGUCAAGGUUGUCAGCUCCAAGCCCGUCAAGGUCACCAACAGCAAGCCUACCCGAUCGUCUAUGAUUUUAUCUCGGCCCCUACACCCCAUACGAAUCUCUGAGUGCCUCAUAGGCGACGAGACGGGGACCAUCGUUUUCACUGCUCGCAAUGAUCAAAUUGAUAUCAUGAAGCCCGGUGCCACUGUGAUCCUGCGGAAUGCAAAGAUUGAAAUGUUUAAAGGGUUUAUGAGGAUAGCAGUUGAUAAAUGGGGUCGUGUUGAGGUCACUGAACUUGCAAAUUUUGAUGUUAAAGAGGAUAACAAUCUCUCUCUUGUGGAGUAUGAGCUAGUUGAUGCCAUUGAAGAAUGAUUGUGUCGUAUGGAAGGCGAUGUUUUUGAAUUGGGGGUUUGAGUUUGUGUGCUGGCAAUGAAUUGUUGUCUGGAUUUUUAUAUAUGUUACAAAUAUUUCUGAAGUUGUUUUUGCCCCCUAAUAUAUCAAUGGUAAAUUCAAGUAAUUGUGAAAUUGGGAAAGUGAUUGUACUUGGAAUGUUUGAUCAAUGGUGCAGCUUAUGCUCUCCACAUUUGUUCUUCGGAAAAGAAAAGUCCUUGAAGGAUUUUGCUUUACAUGGUAAAUGUUGAAAGGAUAAGAAUAUAAAGCCUAGUAAAAUUUGGACUUAUCCAAGUUGAGUUAUUGUUGUUA
This is a messenger RNA of Carya illinoinensis, 3557 nucleotides long. Its product is annotated as endoribonuclease Dicer homolog 2-like. The transcript has 10 exons. Lineage: Eukaryota; Viridiplantae; Streptophyta; Magnoliopsida; Fagales; Juglandaceae. The record is from RefSeq and is a predicted model, not a curated record. Gene Ontology annotation, biological process: siRNA processing. Gene Ontology annotation, molecular function: ribonuclease III activity; RNA binding; protein binding. Gene Ontology annotation, cellular component: nucleus; cytoplasm. Bases 363 to 3227 code for a protein of 954 amino acids.